This is a messenger RNA of Cyphellophora europaea CBS 101466, 492 nucleotides long. RefSeq lists its product as uncharacterized. The transcript has a single exon. The record is from RefSeq and is a predicted model, not a curated record. The coding region runs from base 1 to 492 and encodes 163 amino acids. Lineage: Eukaryota; Fungi; Ascomycota; Eurotiomycetes; Chaetothyriales; Cyphellophoraceae.
AUGGUUGAAUACACUCCUCCUCCAGAGGACUUGUCGCGCCUCAACCCGAUACAGCGAUACAUGCAGAAAGGCCAGCUCGACUGGAACGACUAUUUUUACCUAGUAAUCAUCGUCUUCGUUUACAUCCUAGCUCGACCAGCCAUCCACAAGUUCUUCAGCUGGGUCCUCGGCGGAAGCAAAGAAGAGCAGGAGGGCCAGGAGGAGAGAGAAGCAUACUACAAGCGCAGAGCAAGAAUCGGGCCCAACGCCAUCCGUGGUGGCAAGGAUGAGCCAGCCGACAUCGACCUGGACAUGCCCGCCGGCAAGACAUCUGGCGCAAAUGUUAGUGCUGAGGGUGCUGUGUCCAACAGGAAGACCAAGGGUCCGAAAGGCGAAAAGUCGGAGGCAGACAAGCUGUUGGAUUGGGACGAUGAGCCAGUUCCUGCACCCGCUGAGGGUGGCAAGUCAGACGUGAUGCAGUGGCUCAAUAAAUGGGAUAAGGAGGCAUCAUAG